Molecule: messenger RNA, 2264 nt
Organism: Oncorhynchus nerka (sockeye salmon)
Lineage: Eukaryota; Metazoa; Chordata; Actinopteri; Salmoniformes; Salmonidae
Product: transmembrane protein 182-like
Exons: 5
Coding region: 363-1118 (251 amino acids)
Cellular component (GO): membrane
Source: RefSeq, a predicted model, not a curated record
GGAUCCACGCCCCUGUGAGUUCCCUGACUAUCACCUCCUGCCCAGUCCAGUCCAGCCCAGCCCAUUCCCGUUCACAGCAACCCACAAAGAGACAAACAGAGAAGAGCCAGGAUAAGACCAAUACACAGCAUAGUGACAUUCCAUCUUGGAGAAAGAAUCUCAGCUUGGAAUAUAUUGGGACACUGGGAAUAUACACACAUAGCUAUAGAAGUGUGUUAGUGGACCCUGCAUUGGCAGACACACUCCGACUGCGGGAAAAGAGUGUGCUUGACUUCUCAGAGGAACACACAAGCACAUACAGGGCUAGCUGAUUGGGCCAAGGUUCUCCAUACAGUGGCAGUGUGUCUGGCCUGUCCUGCACCAUGAAGCUGAGUGUGGCUCUGUUCUUCGCGGGGCUGUUCGGGGCACUGGCAGCCAUGUUUGUCCUCCUCUCCUUCGGGACAGAUUACUGGCUCCUGGCCUCUGAGACAUGCGACGAAGAAACUAACAGAACCAUAGGACCUGGGGGCGUUGCCAUAGAGCGUGGUGACAUGAUUCUGGUGGAACCCGGUAUGGGGUUCCCCCCAGACACCACUUUCUACCACGAGGGCUUCUUCUGGAGGUGCUCCUUCGGGGGAAACCUGGACGAUGAUACCCUCUUGAAGUUCUGGAUCACCAAUCAGCCCCACUCUAAAGUCUGCACACACGCCUACCUCUUCCCCUUUCCCGUGUCUCAACAGACUCACAACGCCACCGCAUAUGACUCCGCAAUCAUCUACAGAGGCUUCUGGAGUAUCUUCAUGCUAAUUGGGGUGGCUGCCGUCGUUUUAGGUGGGUUCUUCAUCAUCUGCGCCGCCCCAUUUGCCAGUCACCGUCUAUAUAAGGCUGGGGGUGUGCUCUUCCUGACAUCUGCUCUGUUCCUUCUUGUUGUGGUGGUGAUGUAUGUGCUGUGGGUGGAGGUGCUGGAUGUGGUACAGGUCUACGUGGACCACCAGCGCUCCUCUAUUUGUCCCACCUUUGACCUCACCAUCCACUACGGCCUGUCCUUCUUCUUCGCCCCCGUCGGCAUCUCCUUCUGCCUGCUGGCAGGACUCCUUUUCCUCCUCAUUGGCCGGUCCGUACGGAUGCAGUACCACUGAUUGUUGUCGCUGUGGCAAGAGUGUGAUGAUGCCCAUGGUAGAAGGCGGGGCGCUGAGACUUCCGGAACGCUGCAACGGUUGGGGCCAUUUCCAUUUCAAUUUGUUUAAUUGAAGAAGUCAAAUGAAAUUCCAAUUUUAAAAAUGUCUUAUAGCUAAGCAUUGCGGUAAAUUGGAAUUAGAAUGUCAGUUUACUUCCUGAAUUUACUUCAUUGAAAAGGAAUUGACCCCAACCCUGCUCUGUAACUUCAAGAAUGUGUCGGAAAUCUCUGUGUUCUGUCAAUCAUCCAGAAAUGGGAUGGGACUUCUUUGAACUCCGUGGUGUGACUGAUUUGACAGGUUACAAUGACAUGCUUCAGUCACUGCAAGUGUUUGACAGAGUUCCACCCAACAUGACACCCUAUACCAUCAUAUUAGUGCACUACUUUCACCAGAGCCUCUAUAGGGAAUAGGGUACCAUUUGAGACACAGACAACCCCUCAGUCCCCCAUCACUACAUGCUCUUCACCUGACAUCUACAGUACUGAGAGACACAGGAUUGGUUGGUUGAACUGUGGUGGCGGCUGUUGGUGAUUUGCUUAUACAGGUUGUCGGCUGUCACAUGUCACAUGUUGCCAUAGCAGCGAGUUAGGAAUGACUUUGGUAUAGGAUGUUUUGUUUGUUGAAUUCUUUCUUUUUUUGUAUUUGUAUUUUUAGUCAAAUGGUUUUAGAAGGCUGCUACUGUCAUUUGCUGAGUGUGUUGAGGUGCUUUAACAUAAAUGAAGGGUGAACAAGUCACUUUAUAUGCUUCUCUAUAGAUUUGAUUACCACUUUAUAAAUAUAAUACAUGUAUUACACGUAUUCCUUUUUCAAUUAUUAACACUUUUUGAGAGAAAUGUGAAUGCCUUACCAUUAUAUAAGCAUGCGGUGUGAAGAGUUAGAAUUAAGGUAUAGAAAUCAAGAUUAGGGGCUCUAUUCAAUCUGGAUCACUGAAGCGUUACAUGUUGCGUGACAGAAAUGUAAAGAUGAUUUCUGAUUGAGCGGACAUAUGCAGCUCUGGUUAAAAUGUUUUAGUAAAGUAUUUGUUUGCCCUGUAAAUAGUAGACACUGUCAUGAAAUUACUACAUGCAGUUUAAAACACAAAUAAAUUGAUGACAUUUGUUUCAUGAA